Messenger RNA from Selaginella moellendorffii, 2006 nucleotides. Its product is annotated as alpha-amylase. NCBI's taxonomy places the organism in Eukaryota, Viridiplantae, Streptophyta, Lycopodiopsida, Selaginellales, Selaginellaceae. The record is from RefSeq and is a predicted model, not a curated record. Gene Ontology annotation, molecular function: alpha-amylase activity; calcium ion binding. Gene Ontology annotation, biological process: carbohydrate metabolic process. Bases 1 to 1986 code for a protein of 661 amino acids. The transcript is spliced from 8 exons.
AUGAGCCAUUGCGCCAUCGCCGCUCUCCACUGCGUGGUUGUGGAUGAUCCAUCGUGCUCGGCGGCGAGGCUGAGGAGCGGCGGCAGCGCUGGCGCCUGCUGCAGUGUGAGAAUCGCGGCCCCGUCGAGCCGGGCAGCAAGAUCUUUCGGGAAGGUAGGGUGUAGUGGCAGCAACGCGGACAGCGUUUGUGGGAUCUGUCACCCGCUCGCGAUUGGGAUUUCGCGGUCGGAAGAGAAAUGGAGAAAGCGAAAUCUAGCGAUUCGCGCUGCCGAGCAGCAGGGCGGUGGUAGCGGCGGUGCAAUGGUUUUUAGUUUUCGAAGCAUUGAUCAUUUUUUUCUCCUUUGUUUCCUCCAGGGAUUCAACUGGGAAUCUCAAGCAAAGAAGCCUUGGUAUGACACUCUCAAGAGCAGGGCUGCGGAGAUCCAAGCUGCCGGCUUCACAGAUGUGUGGUUUCCACCACCUUCACAGUCGGUUGAUAAGCAUGGAUAUUUGCCGACUCAGCUCUACGAUCUUAACUCGUCGAGCUACGGGAAUGAGGCCCAGCUGAGGGAAUGCAUCGACGUCUUGCAUUCGCAUAACCUGUGCUGCAUCGCCGACAUCGUGAUCAACCAUCGAAGUGGCUGGAAGCAAGACUCAACUGGACACUGGAACCUUUACGAGGGUGGAACCAAGGACAAGAGGCUUGACUGGGGACCGUGGGCUUUGGUCAGCAACGACAUCUAUGACAGUGGUGGGAAGGGGUCCAAGGAUAGUGGUGAGAGCUAUGGAGCGGCUCCGGACCUGGACCAUUCCAACAAGCAAGUGCAAGACGAGCUCACAGACUGGAUGAACUGGAUGAAGGCAGAGAUUGGAUUCGAUGGUUGGCGCUUCGAUUUCGUCAAGGGCUACUCACCGGCCUACACCAAGAUAUACUGCGAGAGGACACAUCCAAGCUUCUCGGUGGGCGAGUACUGGACUUCGUUGAACUACGAAAACGGCAGGGCGGCUGCAAACCAAAAUACCCACAGGCAACAGCUUUGCGAUUGGAUUGAUGGUACUGGAGGACUUUCCUGUGUGUUCGACUUCACCACCAAAGGAGUUCUUCAAGAUGCCGUGAAGAACGAGUACUGGCGACUGCGGGACGGAGAGGGAAAGCCUCCCGGUCUUAUUGGGUGGUAUCCAACAAAAGCUGUAACUUUUGUCGACAAUCACGACACGGGAUCUACUCAGAGACACUGGAAUUUUCCCGAUGACAAAGUUCUCUUGGGCUACGUAUACAUCAUCACGCAUCCGGGCAUACCAUGCAUUUUCUGGGACCAUUUCUUCGACUGGGGGAUGAAGGACAAGAUCUCACAACUGAUGGAGCUGAGACGAAACAACGGCAUACACUCAGACAGCAAGAUCACGAUUCUUGCAGCAGACUUCGACAUGUACGUUGCCUGUGUCGACGAAAGGCUCAUCAUCAAGCUCGGAAACAGGUUUGACAUGGGCACGCUCGUCCCAAAUCCCACAGCGUGGAAGAUCAUCAUGACCGGACCAGAGUUCGCCAUCUGGGAAAACAUGAAAGAGCAUGCCAUCCUUCCACAGCCAAAGCUCACGUCCGAUAUUGUCAUCAACGCGGCUGGUGGCAGUGCAGCAGAUGCCACCAAGACAGACGUGGAGAUCAAAAUCACUACCGACAUGUCGUGUGGAACCGUGGGCCGGAUAAUGCAGGAGGUGCCCGGCCUCGUCUCAAACGCAAAAGACUUGAGCGACACCUUGAAGAGCUGCAAGCUCCCGCCUCCCAGCGGGAUUGACAACGGCAAGAACAAGGACAAGGACAAGGACAAGAGCAAGCCAGCAGCACCGAAGCAUAAAGUGGAGAUCCAUGACGAAGACAAUGAGGACGAUGAAGAUGAUGAAGACGACGAUGACGAUGAUGAAGACGAUGAUGAAGAUGAAGAUGACAAUGAGAAUGACGACGACGACAAAGACGAGCGUGAGAAUGUUAAAAACAAGAAGAAAUGAAACUCACCAUUUCCCAUCAC